ACAAAACAUCACUCAUCCGAAAAGAUCCGAAAUAUCAAAUAAAUUUAUCAGUUUUUUUUAUAUCGGAAUCUUUUGCUAGAUUGCGGAACAGUUUUAACCUUUGACCAAUAAAUUGUAGUAUUUUAGAUUAAUGUAUUAAAAAAACUAAUAUUAGAAAAAUGGAAACUCUAGGACUCGAAAAACAUGAGUUACCCCCAACUAACCAAAAACGAAUUAUCGCUUUUAUCAAUCACUUUGUACUGAACACAGUGGAUUUCCUUAAUACUUUUACUGUUCAAUGCGAGCACAAAUUUGUCCGCUACGAGGAAAAGAUACAAAGUUUGGAAGCAUCACUCCGAAUUGUGCAGGCGAAGCUGGCAUCGAUUGAUGCGCUAAAAAAUUCGACUGCCGCAGAAAGCACAGUACCAAUGCAAGUAAGCGGAGCUACCACCACCCACGAAGGUGAUUUGGAGAACGAAGAUAAUAGUUUGAGGGAGGUUGACCCGCUUCCGCAAAACUAGAUUUGAUUCUUAUUUGUAAAUUUAUAUACUUACGUUAUUAGAAUAGUUGAUGGUAAUAUAUUUUAAGCUAAAUAAUACGCCUUAUAAAGCGAGAAGUGAUAUUUCACUGUGUCAAUUUACGAAAGGGUUUUUUGAAAUAUGAAAGUUAUAUUUCUGAACAUUAAGCUUUUGGCAGCUGAUAAACUCCGCCAGCAUAUACUAAUUUAUGUUCUCUUACUUUUCGCUGCAAAAUGUUUUUGAGUUCUUCCUGCGAGAAAUCAACCUGGGAAGCAAACAUCUUUAACAUCUGAUGAAUACGAUCCAAUGGAAGAGAAUCUAAGUUUGUCAACAUGGCUUCAAUGUAGGACCAGAAAACUUGCAGCUCUUCCUCUCGUUGAUCGCUGGCCGAUUCCAUCGCACUUUCAGCUUCUUCAUCCUCACAUAUAUCCGGUGCUGGGGCUUGUAACUCUUCAGUUGCUUCCGCUUUACUGCUGCGGUCGUUAAGAAUGAAUAGAUUUUCUCGCGUUUCACGUAUCAGUCCUUGCGUUUGCCAAAAUACUAAUCGCUUUCGCAAUACCGAUGGUGGCAUGUUCAUCUUUUGGCCUAGUUUUUCUAACUCCCAUUCCUGUUGCUCGCUGAAGUAAAUAGCGAUGGUGGCUUGAGCCGGAGUUACUUGCAUUUCUGUUGUUUUUCCAUCCAAUUCUAGCUCGAUUAUGACUUUUCCAUUCAAAGGAGUCCAAUGAAGCGUUCUGUUACCUUUGUACACCUCGAAAGCCUUGGUGUAAUGAUCGAACAUGUCCUUUAUUACGGGCGGCAGGUCCAUCGUUUCUUUUUUAAAAGUUGGCCAAAACUGCGAAGAAACUAUCAAGGCUGUCAUAUCGAAAGGUCGUUCCAUAGGGAAACCCGAUUCAGUUGAUAGGAUAUGAGAGUUAAUACGUUUCGAGUCGGUGAUGUCUUUCAGCAUUACUUCACAGCUGUGCAGCAUCGUUUCACCAAAACGCAGUUUCAAAAGUUCUAAAUUACGAAUUUCUUUCUCGGGAUUUGCAUCCAACUGUGACAAUAAUCUUUCGGCCAGGAGAUUGCGAUAUUCGUUUACAAACAACUCCUUACUGCCAUAAAUGUCUACAACCAUAGAAAUAAUAUCCGACGGUCGACCGGAACGCGUAUCUUUGAUCACGAUAGCGUCAGCAUUAACCGGAUCAGGAUUCCAAUUUUCCCAAUCUGUUUGAUCUAACUUUUCGUUUACAUUGUCUUUCGUUUUGAUAUGUUCACUUUUAGCCAACUCCUCCGACAGGUCUGAACAACCUUCUUCGGUCAAACCUGUAACUACGCAGCGUACCGUAUCGGGUCGACCUCGGAGGUAUUCUUUUACAGGUUCUGUGAUCGUUUGCAGCAAAACUCCUGUCGAGUCGAGAUGUCUUAGUGCCUUGAUAGCUGCUACAUAUCCGGUUAGAAUAUCCGGAGUAUCAACCCCCGGAUGCAAUAGUUUACUCUCCAACGUAUGUUUUACGGUUUUCACCAAAUGACUUCGCAAAUCUAUCUUUUCCAGACAAGUUUUCAAAUCAUCGAUUGCUGCUUGAGACAUGGGAAAGUCUAUAAUUAUCACGAAAAAUUGGUCGAUAAUUGUAUUGGCGUAGUUCUCGUACAAGUAAAAACUUAGUUUGGUUUGAAAAUUUUUGAUGGCUUGUUCAAUUUUCUUUUGCGCUGGUGGAAUCGUCAGCGAUCCACGAUUGUAGAUGCGGGUCAACCAUUGCAGUACCACCGUGCUCAACCAACGUUCAAGCGCUUCUAAAUGGGAAACGGAAAAAUUUUCCUUAGUUUCUGCUAUCUUGGCAUCGAUCCGUUCUUGAAUGAGUGUGGUAAGAGUGAAGCCAGCAAUCUUAUCCAGCAGACCCAUCGCCGUCAGAUGACGAUUUGUACUGGUGAAGGCAUUUGCUAAGCUUUGGCAUUGGCAACUGUUGGAUUCCAGGCCACAGGCUGAGCACUGGAAUGCGUCUGGCACAUCCAUGAAGUCAUCUGGGAAAGAAUUGAAAUGCGAGUAAGUGUUCAUUAUUAUCUUCAAAUAUAAAACUAGCGAUAAGCUCCUAUCCGUUUCAAACAAACGAACUAUGAAAGUAAAAGUUCUGCGUAGCACCCGCAGUAGUUUUACAAGGCAUUUGAUAAAGCGUCAAAGAUCUAGGCGAUUAGUACAUAUUUUACGUCAAACUCACCACUCUCGGCAUGGCUCAAAGCGAAUACUUUAAACGCUAUCGAGUAAAACUCGUAAACCAAUUCGUUGAAAUCAGUUGGCAAUUGGGAGAGCAAUGCGCACCGGAACAUCCGAAAGAACUCGCUCAUAUCGGAUGGUUUUUUGACGAUAUCGACCGGUAACGGGACACCCUGGCGAAACUUUUCCAACCUCUUCAGCUGCAGGUGGUAGCGUCCAAAGUCUUCGUACAGUUCUCGGACCGCUUGCUGGAAGCGGAAAAACUUUCGGUUGCAAUCGGCCUGGCCAGCUGUUCGGAUGUCGCCAUCCGCCUCACCGGAGCUUUCGAAGUUGCGCCAAAAUUUCGGCACCGUUUCAUGUCUCAGAAGCCGGUCCAGCUUGAAGAACAUCGUUUCGUAGAUGAUGGUGACCGAGUUGAGCUGCUCCAGCUGAAUCGACAAGUGGGAGAUUUCAUGAUCGGAAACGGGUGUCACUUCCAACUGAAGCGGAAAAGGAAAGAUGAACAUAAUUAUUAACUUCGCAUCAUAACGAAUAAUCUAAUGGCAUCAAAGACAAACCUUAUUUUGUAGUACUGGAAAAACUUUGUAUAAACUUGAGCAAAUACUUUCAUUUAACAUCUUGAA
This is a messenger RNA of Uranotaenia lowii, 3308 nucleotides long. It is a transcript of the gene CCDC53, whose product is annotated as WASH complex subunit 3. The record is from RefSeq and is a predicted model, not a curated record. Gene Ontology annotation, biological process: exocytosis; actin filament polymerization. The coding region runs from base 159 to 500 and encodes 113 amino acids. Lineage: Eukaryota; Metazoa; Arthropoda; Insecta; Diptera; Culicidae. The transcript is spliced from 2 exons. Gene Ontology annotation, cellular component: WASH complex.